Messenger RNA from Amborella trichopoda, 888 nucleotides. The record is from RefSeq and is a predicted model, not a curated record. Lineage: Eukaryota; Viridiplantae; Streptophyta; Magnoliopsida; Amborellales; Amborellaceae.
AUGGGUUUGGGACAAAAAUUUGAAAUGUUGAAUAUCAGCUCCUCAACUGAUCUACGCCGUCAGAUUUGCAAAAGCAUGAAAUUAUUGCUAGGAUUCUUGAAACAUUGUACGAGCACUGUGACAAUCCGAGAGGUUGCAUGCUAUCACCUAGUGAAAAAAACUGAGACUUAUGACAAGCUUCCUAAUUUACGACAGUUGUUUCUCUCAAACAAUCAAAUUUCUGGUUGUAUUCCAGAAAAUAUUGGAGAAGUCUUGCCAAAUCUAUCGAUCUUGGAUCUCUCCAAUAAUAGUAUUUCAGGAUUUAUUCCCAACUCCAUAGGGAAUAUGAAGGUUUUGGAGGCUCUUGAUCUUUCUAGAAAUAAAUUGAUGGGACCUAUUCCCACUUCCAUGGGAAACUUGAAUAAUAUGAUGACAUUAGUGUUGAGAGGCAAUACAUUAUCAGAGCAGAUCCCAUCAUCAUUAAAAAAUUGUACCCAGCUAGAGGUUUUGGUUCUUGGUGACAAUCAAUUAUCGGGAAAUUUACCAUCAUGGAUUGGCCAAAGUCUUACCUCACUUCGUGUUCUCUCUCUGAGAUCUAACAAGCUUAUUGGGGCCAUUCCUAAGACUAUGUCAAGUCUAUACUCGCUUCAAGUUUUCGAUGCUGCUGAAAAUUGCCUCUCAGGGACUAUCCCUGACAUUUUCACAAACUUCACAGCAAUGAAAGUUACAGAGAAAAUGGCUGAUUACAAUUACGAUCGCAAUCACAGCUUCUAUUAUAUGGUGAGCAUUGAUAUAGUGGCAAAAGCGUCAAUGAUGGAUUACACCGAAUUUCUCUCUCUUGUGACAUGCAUAGAUCUUUCGAGAAAUAAUUUCUCGGGAAGAAUUCCAGAAUCAUUGACAAAAUUUUGA